This is a messenger RNA of Panonychus citri (citrus red mite), 1111 nucleotides long. RefSeq names its product methylglutaconyl-CoA hydratase, mitochondrial-like. Bases 14 to 940 code for a protein of 308 amino acids. NCBI's taxonomy places the organism in Eukaryota, Metazoa, Arthropoda, Arachnida, Trombidiformes, Tetranychidae. Gene Ontology annotation, cellular component: mitochondrion. The record is from RefSeq and is a predicted model, not a curated record. Gene Ontology annotation, molecular function: enoyl-CoA hydratase activity. Gene Ontology annotation, biological process: fatty acid beta-oxidation. The transcript has a single exon.
AUUUACGAUCACCAUGUUGAUUAGAAACAAUUUACCAAGAAUAAUUUUCUCUUCUUCUCUGAGAUGGAAUAAUUUAAAUUGUGUUCGUUUGUGUUCAUCAUCAAAUCGUCGAGAUGAAUUCAUCGAAUCAGCUGAUAAACAACAACAACAACAAUUAAAAGUUGACAGACUAGAAGAACCCAAAGGAUUGUGUAUACUUUCAUUAAAUGAUGAAAAGAAAAGAAAUGCUCUGAGUGGUAAUUUGGUUUCUCUAUUGGAAGACAAUUUAGCCAAUCUACACAAUGAUCGGACAAUUAGAUGUUUAAUUGUUCGUAGUUUGGUGAAAAAUGUUUUCUGUGCCGGUGCUGAUCUUAAAGAAAGAUUUAAAAUGGAGAUUAACGAGGUUGGACCUUUUGUAGAACGAUUAAGAAACUUGACCAAUUCUCUUGCCAAUUUACCUUAUCCAACAAUCGCCGCCAUCGAAGGUGCAGCUUUCGGAGGUGGACUGGAAAUGGCUUUAGCUUGUGACCUAAGAGUGGCCUCACCACGAGCUAAAUUAGGCCUUGUGGAAGCCAAAUUAGCCAUAAUUCCAGGGGCUGGUGGAACCCAACGAUUACCCCGAUUAAUUGGUUUAUCCAAAGCAAAAGAUUUAAUUUUCACCGGACGUAAGGUUAACGGAAAGGAAGCAAUUUCUUUAGGUCUAAUUGAUUACCUGGCAGAGGAAGAUGAUGACGAAGCUGCUUUUAAACAAUCAAUUAAAUUGGCUCAAGAAAUUUGCAAUUCUGGACCAUUAGGUGUUCGUUGGGCAAAAUUUGCAAUCACCAAAGGAAUUGAGGUCGAUCUAAACGCUGGAAUGGCCUUUGAGAAAUUAGCUUACGCUCAAGUUACACCGACAAAAGAUCGUGUUGAAGGAAUGAAAUCUUUCAUUGAGAAACGAUCACCAACUUAUAAAGGAGAGUGAUCAUCACAAUUAUCUUAAUCAUUGAUUAAAAUUUCGCAAAAAAAUCCACAAUUAAUUGUUCACUUGUUCUGUUGAUGAUGAUUGUCAUCAGAGGUCAGUAACUGUACAUGAAGUGUUUAUGUUUACCUUUAAAAAAUUAAAUCUUUCCAAUUGUAAAUUCAUUUCUAACAA